AAAGGGAAAACGGAAGGACGCAUGACAUGCACAUUGCACCGAGUGCAACGAACCCGGUCUCUCACUCUCACUCUCACUCUCACUCUCUGAAUUGAAUGAAAUUUCAAAUUUGAAAAGAAACCCUUAAACCCAGCCUUCCAGCAAGCAGCCACCAGCGUCCACCGCACUCCAGCCGAACCAUUCUCCUCGCCGUCGUCGCUUGUGGCGGGUUCUUCUCAUCGUUCCUCUUCUCUCGGCGUCAAGGUCGAGCUCAAAGCCUCAAACUCACCGCCGAAAGCCCGAAACCCUUCUCGCCGUCGCACGAAGGUCGAGCUCGUGCCAUUGCCGUCGCCGUUAAGGCUUGCUGGUCGUCGUCUCUUCGAGAUCUCUCUCUCUCUCUCUGCCGAGCUCAACGUUCCUGCUUCGAGCACUCUCUCUCUGUCGAGGUCAACAGCCCUGCUUGGAGCUCUCGCCGCCGAUGUCCAAAGUGUCAGAACGUAUGACUGAGUCUGAGUUGAAAGAUUAUGAGUAUAGUUACUACAAGGACUUGAAGAAAGAGUCUAUUGUAGUGAAAAUAUCCAGUUCAACGUAUAGGUGCCCCUUUUGCCCUGGCAAACAGGAUUGCAGUUUGAGUGAGCUUUCCAAGCAUGCAUCACGAUAUGCCUCCAGUUCGAUGAGCAGGGGCCAAAAAGAUAAAGCAAAGCACUCUGCUCUUGACAACUAUAUCGUUAGAUAUCUUGAUGUUAAGAGGAGGAGGACAUCAGAACCUGCAGAACCUGUUGAAAAGGAUGAUGUUAAGAGGAGGAGGACAUCAGAACCUGCAGAACAGAGGAGGAGGACAUCAGAACCUGCAGAACCUGUUGAAAAGGAUGAUGUUAAGAGGAGGAGGACAUCAGAACCUGCAGAACAGAGUAGGAGGACAUCAGAACCUGCAGAACCUGUUGAAAAGGAUGAUGUUAAGAGGAGGAGGACAUCAGAACCUGCAGAAUCUGUUGAAAAGGAUCAGAUGUUUGUCUGGCCUUGGAUUGGUAUCUUGGCAAACAUUGCUAGGGAACUGAAGGGUGAUAAGUACACGGCAGGAAGUGGCAGCAAACUGAGGGAUGAGUUGACACGAGAUGGAUUUCGUCCCUUGAGAGUUACUCCGUUAUGGAACUGGCGUGGGCAUUCCGGUUUUGCUGUUGUUGAGUUCAACUCAGACUGGGAAGGUUUCAUAGAUUCAAUGAACUUCGAGAGGAGCUUUGAAUCUAAACGCUGUGGUAAGAAGGACUACUACAGUGUGAGAGACCGAGGUAAUAAAAUUUAUGGAUGGGUAGCCCGUGAAGAUGACUACCACUUUAAGGGUAUAGUCGGUGAACAUCUCCGUAAAACUGGGGAUUUGAAAACUGUUUCUGGAAAAGAAGCAGAGGACAAAAGGAAAACAACUAAGCUUGUUUCAGGGCUGGCUAAUACUUUGAAAAUGAAGAAUAUAGAAUUGGAACAGGUGACAAGCAAAUAUGAUGAAAUUAAUGUGUCUCUGAAGAGAGUGAUGGAGCAGAAAGAGGAGAUGAUUAAAUCAUUUAAUGAUGAAAUAAAUAAGAUGCAGCAGAUUGAUCGGGAUUAUCUGGAGAAAAUUUGCAAGGAUCAUGAAAGAGACAGAGCACAUUUAGAGAAACAGAAGAAAGAACUUGAGCUCAUUGAGAGGGAUCUGAAGAAGAGGGAGGUGCAGAAUGAAAAUGAGAGAAGGAAGCUAUUUCUUAAGAAGAAAAAUAAUGAAAUGGCUAUAAUGGAGCAAAACAAAGCUGAUGAGAAAAUGAUGCGUAAGGCUGAACAACAGAAGAGGGAAAAGGAAAAGCUGGAUAGAAGAAUUCAUGAACUACAAAGACAACUUGAUGAAAAACAAGCAUUGGAGUUGGAAAUUGUGCGUCUGAGAGGGGCUGUUGAAGUAAUGAAACACAUGGAGGAGGAUGAAGGAGAGGAGAAGAAGAAACUGGAAGCAAUCAAACUGGAUCUGCAGGAAAAAGAGGAGGAAAUGGAAGCAGUUGAAGGACUUCAGCAAACUCUUGUUAUCAGGGAGCGUAAAACCAAUGAUGAGUUGCAGGAUGCUCGCAAGGAAUUAGUAAAAUUUAUGAAAGAGAAGUCAGCUCGUGCUUUCAUUCAUGUGAAAAGAAUGGGAGAACUAGAUAGCAAACUGUUUGUGAAUUUAGUUAAGAGAAAAUUUGAUGGUUUAGAAGACGAUGAGGUGCAGAUAAAAACAGUGGAGUUGUGCUCUCAAUGGGAGGAUUAUCUUAGAGAUGCAAAUUGGCAUCCUUUUAAAGUUGUAACAGAUAAAGCAGGAAAUGCCAAGGAAAUUUUAGAUGAAAAUGAUGAAAAAUUGCGGACUUUGAAGGAUGAAUUUGGUGAGGAGGUCUUUGAAGUGGUGACUAGAGCUUUGUUAGAGUUGCAUGAGUACAAUCCUAGUGGUAGAUACCCAAUACCAGAAGUCUGGAAUUUCAAGGAAGGAAGAAAGGCAUCUUUGGAGGAGGGUAUUUUAGAUCUGAUUAAGCAAUGGAAAGUGUCAAGGCGAAAGAGAAAUUGACGCUUUUCUUUCGGUGGUUCUACUAGAAUUGAGAUAAUUUUUUGGGUAAGCUGGAGGCCAAAAGCCCAAAGUUAUCAGAAUUGAGAUUGAUGUACAGAACUGACAAAUGCUUUGAUUCAGCAAAAUUGGAUUUACUUGUCUGGCCCCGCUGGGCUUUCUAAAUCCUUUCAAGACGAUUCAAACAUGCAUACAAAACAAAUUUCAAACAAGAAAUAAAACUACACUUAGUGUUUCGUGUUUAUAAUUAGCUUUCUUUUUCCAUGGGAGGUGCUACUGGAAAUUUUUUUUUUGCAGUAUUCAUUGCCCGAACAAAAAUUAAAGUUGCUGAUGUGGCUGUUACAUCC
Messenger RNA from Arachis ipaensis, 2877 nucleotides. RefSeq names its product factor of DNA methylation 4. Gene Ontology annotation, biological process: gene silencing by siRNA-directed DNA methylation. NCBI's taxonomy places the organism in Eukaryota, Viridiplantae, Streptophyta, Magnoliopsida, Fabales, Fabaceae. The record is from RefSeq and is a predicted model, not a curated record.